UCACGCUCUUUGGGAAAUUGUUGGACGUGAUGAUGCAAAACGUCUCUGUUUUGAAAAGACACACACGAAGUGACACGUUCGCAGAGGUGUAACAUCGCGAUAUCACGUUUAGGGAUUAAAAAAUCAUUUUUCAAAUCGACGUCAGGACAGGAGGAGGGUUUCGCGAAAGGGUUGACAUAUUUCGGAAUGGGACGCGUCCGGCGGGAUUCUAGCCGCUCUCCCCUAAUCACGACAAUGCAACAAGGAAAAAGUAGCGAAGAGCAGCAGGGUUCAAUUGAAUUAGAGUUUAACCAGCCGCGUCCGAGGAGAUAAAAGAGGGAGGUGAACGCGGUCCGGACCCCGUCACUGUUUAGUGCACUUCACAAGUGAGCAGCUGCCUCCGCAAGGCUCCCACGGACACCAUGGCUCCUGCUGCCCUCCACAGAUGAGAGUCGCCUCAACAACUGAGCAGCAAUGAGCAGCGUGCGGUAGGCGAGUGUAGGACUGCGUGGCUCCCCUCGGAAAACAGAAAACUCACUUAUUUUAUUUAAUUUUUUUUUUCCCAUUGUCUUUACGAGCCCGUCGGUCAGAAGAUGGGGCAUCCUCCUCUGGAGUUCAGCGACUGCUAUCUGGACAGUCCCGAGUUCCGAGAGACGCUCAAGUGCUACGAGGUGGAGCUGGAGAGGACCAGCAAAUUUCUCAAAGAGUUGAUAAAAGAUGGCAACAGUGUGAUCGCUGCGAUCAAAGGCUAUUCUGUGGCGGUGCAGAAGUUUUCACAGACUCUCAGCAUGUUCCAGUUCGACGUCAUCGGUGACUCCCUGACAGACGAUGAGAUAAACAUCGCUCAGUCGUUCCAGGAGUUCGCAGGACUCCUGCAGGAAGUGGAGACGGACAGGAUGAUGCUGGUUCAGAACGCCUCCGACCUGCUCAUCAAGCCGCUGGAGAAGUUCAGAAAGGAGCAGAUCGGAGUCACAAAAGAAAAGAAGAAGCGGUUUGAGAAAGACAGUGAGAAAUAUUACUCCCAGGUGGACAAACACCUGGGUCUCUCUGCCAAGAAGAAGGAGACCCAACUUCAAGAGGCUGAUGAGCUCCUGGACAAAGAGCGAGUUAACUUCUAUGACUCGUCCGUGGAGUAUGUGUACCAGAUCCAACAGGUGCAGGACAGGAAGAAGUUUGACGUGGUGGAGCCGGUGCUGGCGUUCCUUCACAGCGUUCUGACGCUCAACAACCUGACGGUGGAGAUGACUCGGGACUUCAUGCCUUACAAGCAGGAACUGCAGCUCAGCCUGCAGAAUACGAGAAACCACUAUGAGAGCACUCGCGAGGAGAUGGAGGAGCUGAUGAAGAGGAUGAAGCAUCCCUCCCAGAUCGGCAAAAUGCACAGUUUUCUGCCCAUGGAGGGUUAUCUGUACUGUCAGGAGAAGUGGGCCUUGGGCGUGUCAUGGGUCAAAUAUUAUGUCAAAUAUCACAAGGAGGGGAGACUGCUGGUCAUGGUGCCUUGUGAGCAGAAGACUACAACUAAACAGGGCCCCACGCAGCUGACACUGAAGUCCUGCAUCCGUCGGAAGACAGAAUCCAUAGACAAGCGCUUCUGCUUUGACGUGGAAACCAACGAGAGAAACGCGCCGGUCACUUUCCAGGCUCUUUCGGAGGGGGACAGGAAGUUGUGGAUGGAGGCCAUGGAUGGAAAAGAGCCUAUCUACCAUUCCCCAAUUCACAAGCAAGCCGAAAUGGAGCUGAACGAGACUGGAUUCAAGUUUGUGCGAAAGUGCAUCAACUUCAUUGAAACGAAAGGAGUCACACAAGAAGGAGUGUACAGAACGGUCGGCAGCAACAUCCAAGUGCAGAAGCUUUUAAAUGCCUUCUUUGAUCCCACAAACCCAGGAGACGUGGAUCUCCACAGCAGCGACUGGGACGUUAAAACCAUCACAAGUGCAUUGAAGUUUUAUCUAAGGAGCUUGUCUGAGCCGCUGAUGACCUACAGCCUCCACAGAGACCUCAUGUGUGCCGCAAAGUCCGACAACCUGGACUUUCGACUGACUGAAAUCCACUCGCUCACCUACAAACUGCCGGAGAAGAACCGAGAGAUGUUGGAGAUGCUUAUCAAACAUUUGGUCAAUGUGUGCAGCCACAGUGAGGACAACCUGAUGACGCCCUCGAACAUGGCGGUUAUCUUUGGUCCCACGCUGCUGAGGGCGAAGGAGGAGACUGUGGCAGCCAUGUUGGAUAUCAAGUUCCAAAACAUCGUCGUGGAGAUUCUGAUCGAGGACUACAACAAGAUCUUCAGUAAUAUGCCCGACAGCUCCGCCCCACCCGUCCCUCCUCCGCGGAUCACCCCGAGGAAGCGGCAGCCCAUCACAAUCUCCAAGCGACCACCUCGUGUUUAUCAAGCUCUUAGUCACGACCACUUUCAGCACACAGAGAAUGGCCAGAACGACAGCUCCGUCCAGGACGGGGAGGUCUCGGUGAACCCCGUUCCCCUCCAGAGGACCAAACCUCUUGUCCCAAGAGAACCUCCUCCGAGACUAGCACUGCUGCCCAAACCGGCGAACCGUCAGGACAGGCAGUCGGAAGCUGACGUCGUAAAGAUGGAUGAUACGAGACAAAAGCCAGAUUCUUCUUCAAAUGGGGAGCCUGGAGUCUACGUGAGCAGAGUGCCAUCCUUCCAGGGCAGGAGACCAGCUCCGAAGGGCACGUCAGCCAACAGGGAAGGAGAUUCUGACGGUCUGACCAGAACGAGGUCCACAGAGAAACAAGCCAUUUGCAGACCCCCGGUCAGGCCUCCUGAGCCCCCUUCCAGGUUCCCCGCUCAACAAAAGACCCAGAGUGCAGCGAGCAGCGAGGGCUCGGCCACAUCUUAUGUUGCUUCUAAAACGAAGUUUUUCGAGAACGCCUCCAGGCAUGUUGGCAGUCCACCGACCUCUCCGCCACCUUCAUCAGGGACAAAUGUAAAAAAGGAGAAUUAAAGUUCAGGAAGACUCAUGUGGAACGCGUCACGUGCUGGUGGGCGCUCGCUGAAGAGGAAGUCUCAGCCGGAGAACUCAGUCGCUCUUGAUCUCAGCGGACAGACUGACGAACUCUCUCUCUCCAUCGAACUGACUGGAUGUAUUUGAUUCCAUUUGAUUUUUUUAUUUUUUGGUUUUCUCUAUAGUGAGAACGGUGUUGGACGGCAACACAGCAGCAAACUGACUUCCAUUCCAAAAGGAUGGAGUAACAGCACUGUUCACCCUUUUUGUGUAACACCGGUUGACAUUUGUGUCAAAUCACUUACGACAUGAAGUAAUUCUACAGUGUUAAAAAAUUCGAAUGACCAAUUUUGCUGGCAGGAAACUAACUUCUGUCUUUUGGUUCUAACAGAGUACUUACAUAUAGUUGUCAGCACUCUUAAUGCUUGUUUUAAGCAUUGUUAAAUCAAUUUCCCCAAAGAAGACUAAUGAAUUAAAGUGGACAUAAUCAGUUUAAUCAUGAUUAAUUUGAUUCAUGUGAAAAAUUAGUCCAAUAUUAACUUCUAGAAUUUAAUAAAAAAGGAUCUUGUUAUCUUUAGUCAGGGAACUGGAUGAAGCAAAAAUUAAUUUAAAGCUACAUCCAUCAAGUGUUUCUGGCUGUGGAAGCUAUUUUAAACAAACCAUUUUUAAAAAAGAAUAAUAAUUAGAUCAAAUUAUUACGUGACAUACUGUGUCAUGUAAAAGUCAGUCUUGAUUAUUACAAAAAGUAUUUUUACUCGAGUCUGUUAUCCAGUCAGUGUAGUUUGACUUCACAUAAUGGAUCCAAUGUUUGUGAAACAGAGACGUAACAUUCUCAUACUUCUCUUCACUUCUUACCUAAAUGUACUGUAGGUAGGUCAGGUUGCACAGGAGAGUCCUCAGAGUUUACCUGAAUUUGUUGCACCCAAACGUAUUGUUACAAUAUGUGAAAAUAACACUCCAUUGUUUAGUUUAGUUUUUUUUUAUAUUUUGUUGUUGUUGUUAAAAUGUUAAAAUCUG
This is a messenger RNA of Acanthopagrus latus (yellowfin seabream), 3962 nucleotides long. Its product is annotated as oligophrenin-1-like. Gene Ontology annotation, cellular component: cytoplasm. The record is from RefSeq and is a predicted model, not a curated record. Gene Ontology annotation, molecular function: protein binding; GTPase activator activity. The coding region runs from base 573 to 2945 and encodes 790 amino acids. Gene Ontology annotation, biological process: signal transduction. NCBI's taxonomy places the organism in Eukaryota, Metazoa, Chordata, Actinopteri, Spariformes, Sparidae. The transcript has 24 exons.